Messenger RNA from Aspergillus pseudoviridinutans, 540 nucleotides. RefSeq lists its product as uncharacterized. The record is from RefSeq and is a predicted model, not a curated record. NCBI's taxonomy places the organism in Eukaryota, Fungi, Ascomycota, Eurotiomycetes, Eurotiales, Aspergillaceae. The transcript has a single exon. The coding region runs from base 1 to 540 and encodes 179 amino acids.
AUGCCCAUCGAAAGUAAACUCUGUUGGCUCAUGCGCUUGAUCUCUCUAGAAGUCGACUAUCAAUGGGCAAACCUGUACGCGUGUCCCAAUAACACCAACCAAGCCUUCACCUGCGGCACAAGUGGCUGGGCCUCCUCCGUCUGCGAUGCAAAGCUGGGCCUGUACACCUGGGUCGACGAAAUUGUGUCUCUCGCGCAGAAUGGCAUUUCGACCUCGUCGUCGUCGUCGUCGUCCUCUGCUGUGGCGACAUUGUCGUCCCCCUCGCAGUCGACGACGACAACUACGACUCCUUUCUCCUCCGCCAAUUCCGCAGCAAGUGCCAACGCGACUGGAAAUUUGCAGCCGGAUAAGAAUGUUUUAACUCUAAGACUCGGAUUAGGGAUUGCAUUUGGGGUUCCGCUGGUAGCUAUCUCAGCGGCAUUCUGUGGUUGUUGUUUCGCAAACGGCGACAGUCGGUUAAUGCUCGGAUUUAACAGGCCGUCAGACAAUACCCAGCUGGAGCUCCCAGUAUGGCUCCUGCUUAUCGUUCGAAUGGAGUGA